CUCAUUUCUGAACAAACCAGCUGUAGCACAACAUUUGCACAGGAUUCUAACAAGGAGCCUGCAGGAGUUAUUUCUCAUUCAGCAGAAUGCCAAGCCAGCUUCAAGAUGCCAUGGGUGCACUGAUAACAGUUUUCUACAACUACUCCGGGAAUGAUGGAGAUAAACACAAGCUCAACAAAGGCGAGCUGAAGGAGCUCCUGAACAGCGAACUCACGGAGUUCCUCGCGUCUCAGAAAGAUCCCAUGCUGGUGGAGAAAAUCAUGAACGAUCUGGACUCAAACAAAGACAAUGAGGUGGAUUUCAACGAGUUUGUUGUGUUGGUGGCAGCCCUGACUGUAGCCUGCAACGACUUCUUCCAAGAGCAGAACAAGAUGGCCAAAUAGAUAUCCACUGUAAACCAAAUGUAAAUCUUAAAUCUGCAGUCAUUCACAUUGGUUGCAUAAAUGAUUUCUCCCAAAUUUUUUGAAAACCCCCUUACCUGCUUAAAAUAGCAUAGAGUAGUUGUUACUGCUAAUUAGUUCUGUGACAUUUCCCUUUAAAAACAGCGGCGUCAUCUAAAACCGUGUUUGUAUAUUCUGAUUAGCAUUUUUGUCCCAACAGAUAUCCCAGUUGACACGUUCCUUCUUCCUAAACUUUAAAUGUCAAAUGUAUAAUAUCUAAUAUUUCCCUGAUGGCUCAUUAGGCAGGAAACAUUUUUUCCCCUUGUCAGUUUAGCUCUCAGCUCCUAUGAGAAAUGUUCUCUAUCCCCUAUGUGCUGUGCUAAGCUAGAGUCAAGGAAAACGUGCACAAGUUCAUGGUAAACAUGUCAAGUGUUCCCUUCUAUUGAAUGUUCCAGCUUAUGUUUAGAUGCUUGCUUCUUUCCUGAUGCAUUUUAAAUCUUUUUUUUUAUAAAACUCUAUGCAUUUGAUUUCACAAUUUUAUUAUUUACAGCUGCUGUCAAGUGUUCAGUGACAUCAUGUCGAAGCUAAAUCUAGUCAGCAAACUCACUGCAUCAUCUGCAAUGUAGGGCCAGUCCUAAGUAUUAGACAGAUCACUAUUUAUUUGACAAAAAGUCGGUUUAUUAGAUCAAGAGAAAAAGAGAAAUAAGAGACGUUAAGCUUAAAAUAUUAGUAUGAUUACAAAUCAGAAAAAUCAAAUUGACAUUCGACGUUUGAUGUCCAGUGAAUGGAGCAUGACUUGAAGUUGUAGCUUUAAAUAAAUAGGAUAUAUAAGGGGAAGCUUUAAAAAAUCUGAUUUAUAUUUCUUUGAUCUCCCAGGUUCCAGAGUUGUGUUUUGUGUGGGAGAGCUUUGGAUUUUUUUCACUAAGUCAAUAACUCAUAAUGGUGGAUAAUGUCAUUGUAAAUUAGGACCUUUAUUUAAAAGGUUUUUCACAAGGGUAGAAUAAUCAUUCAGUGAACAACUUUGAUAAUUUCUAAAAAUGCAAAAGGAUUAUUAAUUUUUGGAUUUGAAGCCAGGUUUUAGCAUAAUUCUAGAUGUAGAAUUGAGUAUGUCUUGGCUAAAUUAGCAGAGUUCAUUUGAGUUGUUUUUCAUUGUCAUGGAGCUGGCUCAUAAGCAUAUACCACCAAUGUUAAGUAGGGUUGAGGUCAGAGCUUUCGGGAAGACCAUUGUGAAACAUGUUUUAGCUAUUCCAAAACCAGUUCUGAUAUGGGUUUGGGAUCCUUGUUCUGAGCACCCAGUCAUGUUGAUUUGCCAUUAAGUUGAAGAAUUGUGAGGCAAAACUCCUGCCUUAUUAUUCAGUUCACCUUGUGUCUUGCACCAGUACCAUCGGUACCACUGGCAUAAUGCUACCAUCACUAUGCUUGACAGUUAGUGCUGUGAUUUGAAGUCUAAAAGUCUCACCUUGACUUCUCCAAACACUCUUCUUGUCACUGUGGUCAAAAAGCUCAACCUUUUUUCGGUAAGACCUUGAAACGUCUCUAACAAGAUUAUUCAUGUGUGUUACGAACCCUGAAAGGAAAGGGGGACAGUAACAUGACAACCACAGUAGUCCUUGCAAAAGUAAAAAAAGGUUUUAUUUUUGUCUCCAGAAAGAUGUCUGAAAAGGUUGCAAAGCAUGUGGAGGAGAGCAUACAUAGUGUAUCUAACAGAAAAUAACCUAUGUAUGAAAAAUGUACAGGGUAACCCAAACCCACUAGGUCCUCUAACUCCCACCACAAACCUUCAAAAGAGAAUGCUCCAGAGAAGCAACACAGGUUUGCCAAACAGUCAUCUGCAAGGUGAGGAAGAAGACACCCAGCCCCACAGGUGAGCUUCCUUAUAGGACAGUCCUGAGUCCUGGUUGGUCAUUUCAAAUUCUCCAUCCAAUCAGAGCUCAAAAUUCCAAAUUCGGCCAGGCCUGAAGGUAAGAAUUUUGAUCCAAGUUUUCCUGAGCAUCCGAACCAAUUCCAUUCUUUUCAUCUCAGGCUGAAACUUGGUUUUAGAUAAUAGAAACUUGGACACAUUGUGUGUUGCAGCAGGAUCAUGAAACACACCAAUAAAACUAAACACCCAUUAAAACUAGCUAGUAUUCAAGUUUUAUGUUCUAAAAUCAUUCGACCUUUAAAGAAACAUGAUAAAACAGUCUAAAUGAAAGCAUAUUGAAGUGUUACAAAGAACCAGCCAGAUUAAUCAUUUUAAGCUCACCAUUAAUGUGACACUCGUGCCAAUGAUAAGUGAAUAGAAAGCUUUAACCACAGCUAGCUAUGUGCACAUGGAAGUUUUACUCUGCUAUCCUUUCCAGGACAUCACUCGGGGCAAGAGGCCUCGUGUUUUUCGAGAAAUAACUUUGCAGCUUGUACCAGUGAUGCAUGGCGAUCGCAGUCCUCACAGACCACCUGGGUCCUGCUGCAUCAGCCAAAUACGUUGACACGUCUUCCCCCCUCAAGCAGAGAUCCUAAUGUUCCCAACUCAGCGAGGACAAAAGUGACUCAGGCUGUAAGGGUUUUCCUCUGUAGGUCCACUUCCCAAAAUACCAAAAGCAGACGGCUAAUUUGCACUGACAUUCUCCGUGGUGACGUGGGAGAAAACUAUUGAAAUUAAAGUGUGAGUGUGAUGCUUUUAUCCUAGCAGAUGGUGCCUGCAAAGACCCUCCCCAUUACAAUGCAAUUUGUCUGUGAUUGGCAGCAAUCAAACAGGAUAAUCAUCCGUGGGAAGAUGCCAUGAAGUAAUUAUGUUUUUUGUUGCGUUUAUAAAAAGGUUGUAAUCAAUGCUGAGCGCCAAUUCAUGAUUUUCAGAUGUGGAUAUUUAAAUUCUCGCUCUUAUGAUUGCUUUCCUCUUCCUGUGGACGUAACGUGCAGGGAAAAAAAAGAAACUUCUAGUAGAGUUUCCUCUUCCCUGAACAUCAUAAAGUUUGAGUCAUGAACCUCUCAUUGCUUCCUAUGUCACUGUAAUCAUCUUGUUUGUGUGGGAGGAAAAUUACUCCAAUUUUACAGAAAGAUCAUAAAACAGUUCAGACAACAAUGUUUGCACCUGAAUUGCAUAUGCAACAGUUCCUCACCAUGAAGCGGUAAUCUGAGAGCCACUAUUGGAAUGCAUUUCUUUGUGUAAAAUCCUGGAAAUCCACAAAAUGACACUGGAUGUAGGAUAUUGUCACAGAGGAAAGAUGAGGACCCAAACAAAAAGACUCGACUAACAUCAAGAAAAUAUAAAAUAAGUUGAAAAAAUUUUUGCAGCCGCAGCUUAAAGAACUACAAAUGUGACUGUGUGCAAUGGAAACCCGAACUACACUUAUUAGCCACUUUAUCCUGAUCCUGAUACACCUCUGAGCUGCCAAGUCAGAGGGUCCAAAUCCUGCUUUAGUGAAUUUUGCAAAAUUGGCCACCUUCACAGCUCAAGAUCAUAAUACAGUGAGACAUGAAAGCCCUAUGUGACCAGCCGGUAAAAACACACCGGAACCAUCUACGUCAUUGGGCGGGUUGCAUUGAAGGGUGCCAAAGCAGAACAGUUUUCUCAGCAGUGGUCAUGCUGACGAAAGUGAUGCAUACCAUGAAUAGCGGAAAAUGUCCUCCACAUAUUUUUUUUCUGUAAUGCUUUGUGUAUCUAUCUGCACUCUUCGAAGUUCCACUCCACAUUUUAUUUGGUUUGGCAAAGCCUUGGGUUUAUUUUGAAAACUCACAUAUGCGAGACAUUGUAGGCUUGAAGUGCCAAAGGGAGCUUUAUGAGGGCUUGUCUUUGAAAUCUUUAUAGUUGAAAAGGUUUGUGUAAUAGACUUGUAUUUCUGUGAGCUGUACUCCUUAUUUCCCUGAACAUUUUCCCACCAAAAAUGUCAAACUGGGUUGGGUUAGGUUGUUUAAGCAGUUUUGCUCAAGGUGAUUUUGCCUCUAGCAUGUUGUACAAGCAGAAACCUUCCCUUCAGAGUCCUCCUGGCUAGCCUGAAACACUGUAUCUCUUUAUUAAUGUUAACCUUUUCACUGUCGGCACUAGUGAUGGACUGGUACUCUCUCAGUUGCCUCCAGAUAUUUUAUUCAACACUCAACCCUGAUCCCUGAAGUUGGUGUAGUCGAUGGAGUUUGAUUCAUGUAUUUGUGUUUGAGAAUUGUUCUCAGCUUCAUGUGUUUGGAAAGAAAUAUUAAAAUGUUGUGCCUACAGGUAUAACUGGAGUAUAUUAAUGAAUAAACAGUACUCAUUUCAA
This is a messenger RNA of Girardinichthys multiradiatus, 4609 nucleotides long. It is a transcript of the gene s100z, whose product is annotated as S100 calcium binding protein Z. The transcript is spliced from 3 exons. Gene Ontology annotation, molecular function: calcium ion binding. Lineage: Eukaryota; Metazoa; Chordata; Actinopteri; Cyprinodontiformes; Goodeidae. The record is from RefSeq and is a predicted model, not a curated record. Gene Ontology annotation, cellular component: cytoplasm. The coding region runs from base 87 to 383 and encodes 98 amino acids.